AUGAUACCAUCCAUUUAUGGACAAUUGACAAAUACCGGAACGAUUGCUGAUCCGUUAGUGCAAGCUGCUGCAGCUGCACUAGCAGCUCAGUCAGCUGCUGCAGCUACUGCUAGUGCAGCCGAUACUCUUUCCACUACAGGCAUACGUGAUACAACAUUUACGAAAAUUUUUGUCGGUGGAUUACCGUAUCAUACAUCAGAUAAAACAUUACAUGAAUAUUUUGAACAAUUUGGUGAAAUUGAAGAAGCUGUAGUUAUCACCGAUCGACAAACUCAAAAAAGUCGUGGAUAUGGUUUUGUAACAAUGAAAGAUCGGGCUGCAGCAGAACGUGCUUGUAAAGAUCCCAAUCCAAUUAUUGAUGGUCGUAAAGCAAAUGUUAAUUUGGCUUAUUUGGGUGCUAAACCGCGCGGUAAUAUUCAACUUGCAGCGCUUUCUAACGGAUUGCAGCAAAUUCCGCUGCAAACACAACUGCAGGCUUUAUUUCCCGGUCGUAUUGCCGGCCUCCCGCAACUUCUUUAUCCUACAGCAGCAGCGGCAGCUGCUGCUGCAGCUGCAGGUAAUCCGUUGAUGAAUACGCUAAAUGGUUUGCAAAAUACGACAUCAUUAGCUGGUGCAGGUCAAGUGAAUACUUCACAAACUCAGCAACAGUAUAUCGAUUAUGCAACGCUUGCAGCAGUUGCAGCUGCAGGUGGUGCUGCUAGCGCUGCUGCUCAAAAUCCAUUCUCGCUCCAUCCAACAGUGUCAGCAGCAGGUUCAGUAGGCCUAGAACAGUAUGCAUAUAUGCCAUAUGGCCUAAUACCAGCCAACAGUUAUGCAGCCCAACUAACAGCUGCUCAAUCACAAUUAGCUGCCGUAACACAACAGCAAGCUGCUUUGGAGCAUCAACGUGUAUAA
Acanthocheilonema viteae is the source of this 894-nucleotide messenger RNA. NCBI's taxonomy places the organism in Eukaryota, Metazoa, Nematoda, Chromadorea, Rhabditida, Onchocercidae. The record is from the annotation of a GenBank genome assembly.